GAAAACCUUCUUUCUCACUUUUCUCGGCUAACCAAAGACGUUUCCUAUUUUUAUGCUAACCAAAUACUUAAAAACUCAUACCUAGAAGCUUUUCCUUUACAAUAAACACAAAAUAUUCCACUUUUCACUCACUCUAUAUGAGUUAUUGGCAAUUUAGACUCCAACCAAAGCUUGAGUGUUGAGACUCAAGAAACUGCUCUUAGUUUAAAGGUGGGAAGUGAAGAAAUGAUUAGUGAAAGUUCAAUUCCUCUUAAUUAAUUAUUGGAAGGAGAAAUGAUUAGCCUAGCAUUGCUGAAUGCUAGGCAGCCAAAUGUGGUUUCAAGGCAAUGAGUUCAUACAGCAAAUUAAGACACCUACUGAAACAAAUGUACAACAAACUUUGAACAGCAUUGAGUUAACAAAUAAGCAAAUCCCUCAGCAAGAAGAAUUUACGAAGAAAGAAAACCAAUUUGAACAGAAUGGUGUUUUCAGUUCUAGCAUUAGUCCUAGCAGUUCAGAUGAUGGAUUCACAUGGAGAAAGUAUGGACAAAAGCGCGUAAAAGGGAGUAAUUUUCCAAGAAGUUACUAUAAAUGUACUCAGCAAAGUUGCCCUGUUAGGAAGAAAGUAGAGUGUGCACCAAAUGGACAGGUUAUAGAAAUUGUCUACAAUGGUGCUCAUAAUCACCCGAAAACUCAAUCUAUUCGACGACCAAAUAUGGAUAAUUCUUAUGUAAUUAGGGAAGUGGAGGAAAUAGGCCAAGAAAAUGCAUCAGUUUGGAGAAACCAGCAAUUUGAGUGUAAUAAGAAUGUUAUAAGUUACAAUGAUAAUGGUCUAAAAAGAACAUCCUCUGCAUCUGUCUUGACUGAAGUUUCUGAUCCAAUGUCAACCAAUCCAAAAUCCAUGAAUGUGUUUGAAUCAGCUGGAACUCCUGAGCUUUCUUCUACACUUACUAGUUAUGAUGGCGACGACGGAGAUUGGGCCACUCAAGAAAGUACUCUCCUUGGUGAUGAUGUCAAUGAGUAUGAAUUAGAGCCAAAAAGAAGGAAGAAAGAAAGUUAUUCAGCUGAACCAAGUUUAUUAUCAAGAACAGUGAGAGAAUCAAAAGUAGUCCUCCAGGUAGAGAGUGAGAUCGAUAUUCUUGAAGACGGCUAUCGCUGGAGAAAAUAUGGCCAAAAAGUUGUCAAAGGGAACCCAAACCCCAGGAGCUACUAUAAAUGUACCAAUGCUGGAUGCAUAGUGAGGAAGCAUGUGGAAAGGGCUUCAGAUAACUUAAAAUCAGUAAUCACAACAUAUGAGGGGAAACACAACCAUGAAGUGCCUACAGCAAACAAAACAAAUGGUGUUGCUGGACACAUUCGUUCAGCAUCCACGUUGAACGGGCAACCUAAUUGUAUGACAACUCGAAAAAGUGUCAAAGGUUCAAAUUGCAGAAUGCAAGUUCAAGAUCUUCCAUUUCCAUUCGAAAGAAAACCUUUCGUUGGAAGUGAAUAUUUAAGGCCAAGUUUUGUUGGAAGUUACCUCGGUGACUUGAGUUUUGGAGCUUGUUCAUUGCAGCUUCCGAAUUUUCCAUUGCCAUUGCCAUCGCGAAUGAGUUUUCCUGCAAGAUUAAAUGAGCCUCCUCUUGGUGACUUUCAUUUGAAUAACCAUCAUUUACUGCCAAAUGGUACAUCCAAUUCUUUUCUUGCAGUUGGGAAUAUGCAACAUAUUAACGAUGACAACAAUAAUUCAAGUCUCCUUAAAGCCAAAGAGGAGAUUCAGUGGACUUAGCUCUGUCUUACUGGCUUCUGAUGCAUCGUUCAAUAUAGAUUUUAUUCUAGUAGAUGCAUGUGCACUCACUGCUUUCGACUUAAAUAAUAUAUAUAUAGUACCAGGUUAGGGAAUAUAUGUAUUUAUACUAUCAGGGUGUCACCAGACGAUUCUAUGACACAACAAAUAUAACUUCAAUGACCAGGCAUAAGAAGGAGAAUUUGAAUCUAAACAUAAAAAAACCUUGAAUGAGAUCCAAAUCAGAAUAAUAUGGCACCUAUCACCAGGGGCGGCUCAAUAAAUUUGGGGGCCUAAAGCGCAAACUUCUGCGCGAGUUCUUUUUAAGGAUAUUUAUACAAUUAGCCGAACACAAUCACUAUUUAUUUUUUC
This is a messenger RNA of Nicotiana tabacum (common tobacco), 2116 nucleotides long. RefSeq names its product putative WRKY transcription factor 4. The record is from RefSeq and is a predicted model, not a curated record. Gene Ontology annotation, molecular function: sequence-specific DNA binding; DNA-binding transcription factor activity. NCBI's taxonomy places the organism in Eukaryota, Viridiplantae, Streptophyta, Magnoliopsida, Solanales, Solanaceae. Gene Ontology annotation, biological process: regulation of DNA-templated transcription.